AAGUUUCAGCUUUUUUAAGAAAGAUGGUGCUAUUAGUUAAGUGUUAAAUUAAAAGAUAUAUAGUGCGUAUAUAUUAUAAUGCGUAUAAAUAAUUUUAUGUUUUGUUUGAUAAAUUAAUCUAUUCAAACAUGAAUUCUUUUCUUGAUAUGUACAGAAUUAUUGUUUAGUUAAUUUUAUUAUAACAUCGAAUAUAAUAUUGAUGUAACAUGGAAGAAUUAAUAAAGUUUGACAUCAAAGAGGUUAAAACUGAUCUUUUACGCGCGAUAAACGAAUGUUCCCAACGCGGAUUAUUACAUACUACAAAAUGGCUAGCAGAAUUAAGUUAUUCUCUAAAAGAUGUUAAAUUAAACAUUCAUGAUAUUACCGCCGAUUUAUAUUUAUCGGAUACAAGCGAUGAGGAGGAUACAUAUAUUUUAGCAAAAACGUAUUUUGAUUUAAAAGAAUAUGAUAGAGCAGCUUAUUUUACUGAGCAAUGCAAAACUCCAAAAGUUCGAUUUUUACAUUUAUAUUCUCGCUAUUUAUCUGGAGAAAAGAAAAAAAUAGAUGAUAUGACAGUAGUUCCUCCAGAUCCUUUAAAAAAUGAAAGUUUAAGAUUAUUAUGUGCUGAUUUGAGAAAAGAUCACUUGGCAGAUAAACUUGAUGGAUUUGGUCUUUAUCUUUUCGGUGUAACAUUAAAAAAAUUGCAACUUACCAAAGAAGCUACAGAUGUAUUGGUUGAAGCAACUCAUAAGCAGCCUAUGCAUUGGGGAUCUUGGCUAGAAUUAGCUUCUUUAAUUACUGAUAGAGAAAAGCUUGAAAGUUUAUGCUUAUCUAAUCAUUGGAUGAAGCAUUUUUUUAUGGCUCAUAUGUAUUUAGAGUUGCAAUUAAUAGAUGAAGGUUUAGCGUUAUAUUGUGAAUUACAAUCAAUGGGAUUUGAAAAGAAUGGUUAUGUACUUGCUCAAACUGCUAUUGCUGUGCACUAUAGAAGAGAUGUUGAUAAUGCUAUAGAAACAUUUAAAACAAUAAUAAAGGAAGAUCCUUAUUGUUUAGAUAAUAUGGAUACAUAUUCUAAUUUGCUUUAUGUAAAAGAAAUGAAAGUUGAAUUAGCAUAUUUAGCACACAGAGCAACAGAAAUAGAUAAAUAUAGAUUAGAAACAUGUUGUAUAGUAGGAAAUUAUUAUAGUUUAAGAGGAGAUCAUCAAAAAGCAGUAAUGUAUUUUCAUAGAGCAUUGAAAUUAAAUCCACAAUAUCUUUCUGCUUGGACAUUACUUGGUCACGAAUUCAUGGAAAUGAAAAAUACCAAUGGCGCUAUUCAUAGUUAUAGACAAGCUAUCGAGGUUAAUAAACGGGAUUAUAGAGCAUGGUAUGGUUUGGGUCAAACAUAUGAAAUCUUAAAAAUGCCGUUUUACGCAUUAUAUUAUUACAAACAAGCUCAGCUUCUAAGACCACAUGAUAGUAGAAUGGUAUUAGCUUUAGGAGAAGCAUAUGAAAAACAAAAUAAAAUACAAGAUGCAUUGAAAUGUUAUUAUAAAGCAUGUAAUGUUGGUGACAUUGAAGGGAUGGCAUUAUUAAAAUUAGCUACGUUAUAUGAAAAAUUAGGUGAACAUGAUCAUGCAGCAGCCGCUUAUACUGAUUUUGUGAUGGAUGAAUUUAGAAAUGCAGAUAGAACUGAUUUAAGUCAUGCAUAUAAGUAUUUAACACAAUAUCAUUUAAAGCGAGAGCAAUUAGAUUAUGCUAAUCAUUAUGCUCAAAAAUGUUUGCAAUUUGAUGAAACAAAAGAAGAAGCUAAAGCAUUGUUAAGAACGAUUGCUCAAAAAAGAGGAAAAUUUGAACAUUCAAUGGUGAUAGAAGAUAUGAAUGAAACAGACCCAGUUAUUGAACAAGGAGAAAGACCAGAUGUUACAUCAGGAAGUCAAUUAUCGCCAAUGAAUUUAUCAUUUAUGCCUACGCCAUAAAAUACUGAAGAAAAUAUCUUAAUCCUCUAAAUUUUGCUUUAUAUAUUUUGUACAUAUUUUUAAUAAAUAUUUUUAACAUUAAA
Apis cerana (Asiatic honeybee) is the source of this 2017-nucleotide messenger RNA. RefSeq names its product cell division cycle protein 23 (gene Cdc23). NCBI's taxonomy places the organism in Eukaryota, Metazoa, Arthropoda, Insecta, Hymenoptera, Apidae. The record is from RefSeq and is a predicted model, not a curated record. Gene Ontology annotation, molecular function: protein binding. Gene Ontology annotation, biological process: cell division; anaphase-promoting complex-dependent catabolic process; protein ubiquitination. Gene Ontology annotation, cellular component: anaphase-promoting complex.